Molecule: messenger RNA, 3127 nt
Organism: Aphanomyces astaci
Lineage: Eukaryota; Oomycota; Saprolegniomycetes; Saprolegniales; Verrucalvaceae
Exons: 4
Coding region: 49-2937 (962 amino acids)
Biological process (GO): phosphatidylinositol dephosphorylation
Molecular function (GO): phosphatase activity
Source: RefSeq, a predicted model, not a curated record
CGAUACCGCACCGACACAUCACAUCGGCGGCGCUGCGUGGACAUUGUGAUGAGCAAUCAUGACCUGCACGACAAGAUGCAGAAGAUGAGGAUGCACCGCGUUCCAAGUGACUAUGCCACACCCAAAGCGUCAACGUCCAUGUACCCACCGACGUCGGCAUCGAGUAGGACGAGCAACGGUAGCACCCACGGGCAAGUUGGAGGCGGUGGCCUGUAUCACUCGGGCAUCCCAGUCGGGGGGCAACGUGGUAGCAACACAAACUUGUAUGCGCAAGGAAUCACGAGUCCACGUUGCGUUGGUGGUGGGUACCUUUCCCAACGUGGCAGCAGUCAAGACCUGUACCAAGCAGGUGGGUCGUCUGCCGGGACACCGUCAUCAUCCAGUGGUGGUGGUCGCGACUUGAUUGCUGCCGCGGCGGCGGCAUCGCAAAAGAACCGACAAAUCCGCGGUCGACCCGGCUCAGGGUCUCCCCUCGCGACGCAUGUUGCGUUCAACGACCAUCCAGGGUACUACAAGGCAGCGUCUGACUCGACCAUGAUGCGGAAGAACUCGAGCUGGAGCAGCAUGGAUUCCUUGGACCUUUCGAGAACGAUUCAGUAUGAUGACCCGGCGUCGACGAUUCGCCUUCCGCGACCGACUCCUUCCCAACCGGCACCACCUCUCAUGUCGACAUUCCAAUCUCCGUUUCUCGAACAGUUGAACUUUGACGGGUUAGACGAAGACGAUAGCAGCUCCAUCGGGUACAUGGAAGACUACGAGCACUCGGCGACGUCGAUCAAUGGCGGCGGGAUCACCGACUGUCCAGGCGGCUUUGACGACGAUGACGAGGAAGACGACGAGGAUACUCGUAGCGACACGUCGUCCCUUGGCGCCCAUGCGGACACGGCGCCAUCGGUGCCGUAUCUACUCCACGGUCAUCGGUCCGUGCCCACUGCUUUCCCAGACGACGGACGUCGGGUGACGUCUCCUUCAAGCAUCGGGCGGCAGCAUCACACUGGACAGUACAUGGUCUCAUCGUCGCCGCCGAACUACCACGUCCCCCACCACCCACGGCACCACUCGUCGUCGGUGCCCCCUCGGUCGAUGCUUCCGCCCCCUGCGCACCACAACAUCAUCCAGCAUCAACAACCCCCUCCUCCGCCCCUUCCGUCGUCGUCCCCGCCCGUCCCUGCGUCCUCCUCCAUGUCCUCGACAACUACCCCUGGACGAAAACCUCACAUCCAUGCACAUGCCGACAGCUCAAAGUACGUGUACUCGUCGUCCGGCACGCGGCAAGAAGGCGACAUAUCCAUCUGGAUUGGUACGUGGAACCUCGGCGCCGCGGAUCCGUUCAGCGACUCGCGGGGGCUCAUGGACGACGCCGACACGUCGCGGAUGGUACGCCAUCUCGUACCCGUGGGGUACGACCUGUACGUGUUGGGGGUCCAGGAAGGCGUCAACGAAAACGUGUACUUUGCCAUUCAAGCCUACUUGAACCGGAACCCGCAGCUGCUGCGGUACCAGCGCAAGGAGCUCCGCAACGACAAGGUGGUGCUACCCAAUAAACAAGCCCCGACGGACGCCGUGUUUGACGCGGUGCGCGGCCGCGGCGACGGCGCGUUCAUGGGCACCAAGUUUACGGGCAUGGCCGUAUUCUGUGGUGACCACGUGGCCGCCGACGUCCAAGUACUACGCGCGGGGCUCCACAAGUUUAACAUUGCAUCCGGCUCCAAGGGCGGCGUCGCGGUUGCCCUCAAGAUCAAACACUCGACGCUUUGCUUGAUCAACUGCCACCUCGAUGCCCGCAACGACACGUACCGCCGCGACCAGAUCCGCCUACUCAACACCAACCUCGGCAAGGUCAUGGGCCAUCCGUACUUUGACCUGACGCAGCAGUUCCACCACGUUGUGUGGAUGGGGGAUUUGAACUACCGUAUCGUCAAGAUGGACGCAACCGAAGUGUGCCGACUCUUGACGGAAGACCGCAUCGAAGAACUGCAUGACCGCGGCGAUGGCCUCCUCAACGACCGCAAGCAAGGCAUCUUUGAAGGGUUCAAAGAGCCCGACAAGUUUCACAACUUUUACCCGACCUACAAAAAGUUUCCACUCCGAGGACAUGUCGACAUGGACGACCCGCGGUGGCCGGAGCGGGUCUACCGCGUCCUGUACAAGGAGCCAUUUUACAAAGGCGGGCAAGUCAAAAAGCGGGUACCGGGAUGGUGCGAUCGCAUUUUGGUCUACUCGACGCCCAUGCGCAACUCGGACUUGGUCGCGGAGAAGGUGCCGUGUCCGUUCAUCCAAGGGCGGUGGGUGGAUAACUACCAAAGCAUCAACGACGGCGUCGGCAUGGACGUGUCAGAUCACAGCCCCGUGACAUGCACGAUGCUGCUCAAGUUUGUCCGCCCGGCCAUGACCAACAUCCCAGGGGGGCUGGCUCCAGAUGGGCUGGGCGCGUACACAGACUUGCGACCGAGUGUGCGGCUGCAGGGCCCGUCGUACGGUGGCGGCCCCCACGGCCCCGUGACCACGGUGCUCACGCUGUUCAACAUGGUUGUGACGUGGGGCAACCACUCGCACGUGCCGAAAAAGACUCGUGUGGUCGCGCCGCUGCUGGGCGAAGACGAUCUGCUGACUCGCCAAACAGAGGCCACCGGCGAGCGCAAUAUCACCAUCACGAAUGUGGCCACGCUCAGCUUGAACGUGAAAUUGCACCACGAGCGAAGUCUGCAGGACCUGCACAUGCUCGUAUGGGUACGCCACGAGAGCGUGGUCGGCCACUGCGUCGUGUCGCUAAAACGAGUGGCCGACCUGCACACCGACGGUGUCGCAGACGAAGCACGGUACAAAGCCGGCUUGUACUUCAACUCGGUGCCCGUGACCAUGGACGGUGGCGUGCCCGUGAAGCUCAUCUUUUCUGUCAAGACCAACAGCCUCCAAGGCAGGUCGCGGCGGCACUAGACCCUACCGACCGCUACCACCUUUUGUCGUAAACUGUCACACAUAUACUACCCCUGUACACGCCUCGUUCUUGUAUAGAAUAUGGGUGUGCUCGUUGUCGUCAUCACGUUGAGCAAAACCACCAGUGAAAUUGGAAGGAAUGCUCCAAUAGUGUUUGUGUGGUUGGUUACAUCCAGGUCCGAAUGAGCAA